UCCAAUCAAACCAAAUAAGUCAUAACUAUAGUUUCAUAUGAUUCUCAAGUUUCAAGACAUUAAGGCUAGUUAUGCUACAUUUCUUUUUAUACAUUUCAUUGUAAUAAAAUGAUAUGACAUCUGAGGAAUAACAUUGUGUGUCAUAAGGAAUAAGGACAAUUAAUGACUGUAAAUAGAGAACAGUGAUGGGCUUGAUAGAACAAAGCAGGAUUUUAUUUUCAGUCAAACACAGGUAUGUCGUUCAUGUGGACUAUUAGCAACAGUAGGUGUUAAUCUAAUAGCAUCGAGUGACAAUUUUAUUUGCAUUUUUUUCUGGCUGCAAAGAACAGGCUGAAUUAUCAUAAGCUUUACAUGCGGAAUAGACUCCUGGAUACUCAUGUGGACUAUUAGCAACAAAGGAUGGCAAUAGAUGUUCUAAAUAUAUUCAUGUUGACUUUUAUAUCCAAUUAUAAGGAAUACCGUACCAAAAAAAUUAGUUGGCGAUGAAGGUCUGUGUCUCUGUGAUGUAUAGAUGUGAUUUUGUGCCACAUUGUGUCGCUUUCACCACACAGUUAUUGGUGUGCUUAUGGAUAAGUUAAAGUCCAAAAGAGACAGAGAGGUAACCAGUCUAUGAAGCUGGGCACAGGAAUGGAAUAAAGAGUUGCCAAUGACAAUAUUUGAUAGAAUGCGGCUAUGCUGUGAUAUUGAAGUAGUAGAGAGAGCUACAGGUUCUCUGAGCUUAAAGAAGGGAAAACCGAUCCGUGCCCAACUAGCGGUGGGGAAGAGCCCGCCUUCAGACAGCGUCUACAUGAUGGUCUGUACCACUAAAAAUAAGAAUGGAACAAAAUAUCAGAUCAAGGGAAACAUCGAGAAGGUGUUCACCAAAUGUGUAUCUGAAGGCAAGGCUACAAUACGAUUGAUAAGUCCUGAGAGGGACAUCUGUAUUAGUAAGGCUGAUGUUAUUCAGCUGAAGAGCUACCUCAACAUUUUGAAGCAGGUUGUUCAGGGUCAGAUGCCAGACAAAUCAGUGUUCUCCAGCCUCGCCCCAGUCAGCGCGAAGAAAAUUGAAAGGCCGAAAACGGUCCUGGUGAUCACUUGUAAAAAGGACUACCCUCUCACCACAAACUUUCCAUCCUCUCUUGAAACUCUACAGGUCCAUGACUGCAGCAUGAAGAAAAUGGACUCCAGGAUCUUUCAGCUGCGCAACCUAGUCUGUCUUGACCUCAGUGACAACAGUUUGACGGAGGUUCCAGACGGUAUCGAAAAACUUCAAAACUUGUCUGACCUCCGACUUAAGUGCAAUAAGUUUGAAAAAUUCCCAAUGAACAUCUGUAGACUGAAAAAUAUCCAGAAUAAUUUAGCUGUGUUGGACCUGAGUAACAAUCAGAUGAAAGAAUUACCUGUACAGAUCUGUGAACUAGCGAACCUUGCGAUGUUGAAAAUGGAUAACAAUCUUUUGGAAGCCGUUCCUCCGACCAUAGGACGGUUGGCUAAUCUGAAGGCAGUGUCGAUGUCGAACAAUAAGCUGACGGUGCUUCCUGCAGGGUUUAUGCGUCUCAGACUGGACUCUGUGGACCUGUUUGGGAACAACUUUGUAAGAACUGAAAAUGUGACCUCCAGGGACCAUGUUGAUGUGCCGUCAUUGGUGGAGUGUGCCGCAAGACAUAUCAGGAAACAGAGAAUCCCGUACACAGAAGACGACCUCCACACUCACCUGUGCCGCUACCUCGACUCCGCUCGGGUCUGCUGGUGCGGCAACUUCUGCUUCCAGUGCAGUGUGGCGUACUCCCACAUGGUGAACCUUCGCACAGUCACCAGCGCAAUCACGGCGGUCGACCUCACCGGCAGCACCUUUGUGCCCGUCCAGGGAUUCCUGUGCUCUCCACAGUGUCUCAACAAGUUCAAGACAGAUCCAAACGCGUACUGGAGAUAAAUGUUUGGAUGACUUUUGUUUUGUGAUGGUCACUUUAAACUAUAGUUAAAGUUAUGUGAGGAUAUCAUUGGUAGUUAAACUUUGUUUAAAGCUUGUCGGACUAUUUAGUUGUUCUCUUUAAUACGAUUUACUUGGAGAUGAACACAUGUUAAACAAAUUCAACAAGUAUCCAAAUGCUAACUUACUUUGAACAUAAGGUUAUUCAUUUGUUGGAACAUUUAUACAGUGAACAUUCAGUAUUUUUUCUCAGCUUUGAAUUUUUUAAGCUUGGAUGUUGUUGACGAUGUAUUCCAAUAUUGGUUAAUAUAAUUUGCUUUACGUUUUCUGAAGAUGCACAUUUGGAUCUUGCUCUGGGACAAGGGGCUCAAUGCACAUGCUUAAAGUGUCUUAAGUCACCAGAGUCUAAUUAGGGAUGAGACAAGGGGCUCAAUGCACAUGCUUUAAGUGUCUUAAGUCACCAUAGUCUAAUUAGGGAUGAGACAAGGGGCUCAAUGCACAUGCUUUAAGUGUCUUAAGUCACCAGAGUCUAAUUAGGGAUGAGACAAGGGGCUCAAUGCACAUGCUUUAAGUGUCUUAAGUCACCAUAGUCUAAUUAGGACGAGACAAGGGGCUCAAUGCACAUGCUUUAAGUGUCUUAAGUCACCAGAGUCUAAUUAGGGAUGAGACAAGGGGCUCAAUGUACAUGCUUUAAGUGUCUUAAGUCACCAUAGUCUAAUUAGGGAUGAGACAAGGGGCUCAAUGCACAUGCUUUAAGUGUCUUAAGUCACCAUAGUCUAAUUAGGGAUGAGACAAGGGGCUCAAUGCACAUGCUUUAAGUGUCUUAAGUCACCAUAGUCUAAUUAGGGAUGAGACAAGGGGCUCAAUGCACAUGCUUUAAGUGUCUUAAGUCACCAUAGUCUAAUUAGGGAUGAGACAAGGGGCUCAAUGCACAUGCUUUAAGUGUCUUAAGUCACCAGAGUCUAAUUAGGGAUGAGACAAGGGGCUCAAUGCACAUGCUUUAAGUGUCUUAAGUCACCAGAGUCUAAUUAGGGAUGAGACAAGGGGCUCAAUGCACAUGCUUUAAGUGUCUUAAGUCACCAUAGUCUAAUUAGGGAUGAGACAAGGGGCUCAAUGCACAUGCUUUAAGUGUCUUAAGUCACCAUAGUCUAAUUAGGGAUGAGACAAGGGGCUCAAUGCACAUGCUUUAAGUGUCUUAAGUCACCAUAGUCUAAUUAGGGAUGAGACAUUCCACCUUAACUGCAUAUCCGGUAAGAAAAGACUUCCUUUAAAUGACAAAUGUCAUAAAAGCACAAAGUAUUAUUCUUGGUAAGCCUGUGCAGACUGCACCGGCUGAUGUUGGACAGCACUAUACGUACAUGCAUUACACCCCCUUUUCACAGAGCACGUCCCAUAUGAUUUAAUAAGGUUCAGUUUCGAUGUCAUGGCUCAGGACUGUUCAAGAAUCAUAUCAGACUGUGUAAAUACAAUGUUCAUACGAGCAAUGAACAUCUUUCAAAAUGUGUUUUGUUCCCUAAAAAGUUGCAGUUAUAUUAUGUCAUUUUUUUACAAGGCAGUAUCUGUUUGUAUGUUUGUUACAUGAUACAUGUCAAUUGACAGAUGAAGAUAAAUACUAUCUCGUGUUUUGUACCACUACCCAGUUAUAUUUUCAAAUAUACAGAUAUUGAAAUGAAAAAAAAUGAAAAAAAGGUCUUUGCCGAAAUUGAAUUUUUGCCCAAAUAUUGGAGCGGAGGCCGCCACCCCUGCCGCCCCAGCUCCGACGCCUCUGUUAAGUGUUGCAUGACCAAUUCUUGUUAGAAAAUGAGCCUUGUUCUGGGACAACUGGGCUUAAUGCGUAGUGUCACAACAGAUUAGCCUGUGCAGUCUGCACAAAGCACAUGAUUAUUAGAUACAAAACUUUUGUCUCAUAUGGAAAUUUUAGUUUAAGAAAAUCUUUUCUAAACAAAAUCCAGUCUUGAAGUAACAUGAUUCUUAACGCACAUGUGUUUAGCCCAAUUUUCCCAGAACAAGGUUCAAAUAAUGUUAAAAUAAUGUUGUGUUGCGUGAAUAUGAUGUAUUUAAAGUGCUAUUCAAUGACCAUUUUCAUAAAAUAUUUAUGAACAUUUCUUAAAAGAUGGUUUACAUUAUAUUAAAAUAGUUUAAACUGUUA
Molecule: messenger RNA, 4058 nt
Organism: Dreissena polymorpha
Lineage: Eukaryota; Metazoa; Mollusca; Bivalvia; Myida; Dreissenidae
Product: leucine-rich repeat protein 1-like
Exons: 7
Coding region: 647-1912 (421 amino acids)
Molecular function (GO): protein binding
Source: RefSeq, a predicted model, not a curated record